Messenger RNA from Pantherophis guttatus, 3885 nucleotides. The record is from RefSeq and is a predicted model, not a curated record. NCBI's taxonomy places the organism in Eukaryota, Metazoa, Chordata, Lepidosauria, Squamata, Colubridae.
GCGGAGCCCCGCCCCCUCCGGUCCCCCGCCAAGAUGGCCGCCUAUCUGCAGUGGCGGCGCUUCGCUUUCUUCGACCGGGAGCCGCUGACGGACUGCGGCGGGACCCCGGUGCUGCUCCCUCCGGGCAUCGUGGUCUGCGACUCGGGCAGGGGCAGCCUGGUCUUCGGGGAUUGGGAAGGGCAGAUCUGGUUCCUGCCGCGCUCCCUGGAGCUGAGCAGCUUCCAGGCCUACAAGCUGCGGGUGACGCACCUCUUCCAGCUGAAGCAGCACAGCAUCCUGGUGUCGGUGGGCGAGGAGGAGGAAGGGCUGAAUCCCCUGGUCAAAGUCUGGAAUUUAGAGAAACGUGAGGGUGGGACACCUCAGUGCACCAGGAUUUUCCCUGCAAUACCAGGCAACAAACUCACGCUGGUAUCCUGUCUCACCGUCCAUGAAAAUCUCAACUUCAUGGCUAUUGGCUUUGUGGAUGGGAGUGUGGUGCUUAUCAAGGGGGACAUUACAAGGGAUCGGCAUAGUAAAACUCAAGUCCUACAGGAAGGAGGCCACCCAGUUACUGGGCUUGUAUUUCGCCAGUCAAGCAAAACAACUCAUCUGUUUGUGGCUACCACUGAGAAAAUCCAGUGUUACACGCUCUCAGUGAAGGAUUGUCCACUGCUGGAACUGGACAUGCGUGGCUGUGGACUGCGCUGCUCCACUCUUAGUGAUCCCUCCCAGGACCUCCAGUUUAUAGUGGCAGGAGAUGAAUGUGUAUAUCUGUACCAGCCAGAUGAGCGCGGGCCUUGCUUUGCCUUUGAGGGUCAAAAGCUGAUUGUCCACUGGUAUCGAGGCUAUCUGAUUAUCGUGUCGAAGGACUGGAAAGUAUCUCCCAAAUCUGAGUUUACUGGGGGAGAUUCACAAAACUCUGACAAGCAGAUCCUGAAUAUUUAUGACCUGGGCAACAAGUUCAUUGCUUACAGCUCUGUCUUUGAUGAUGUGGUGGAUGUCCUGGCAGAGUGGGGAUGCCUGUAUGUGUUGACGAGGGAUAGGAAACUCCAUGUGCUGCAGGAGAAGGAUACGCAGACCAAACUGGAGAUGCUCUUCAAGAAGAACCUUUUUGAAAUGGCCAUCAACCUGGCUAAAAGUCACCACCUGGACAGUGAUGGGUUGUCUGAGAUCUUUCGCCAAUACGGAGAUCACCUGUACAACAAGGGCAACCAUGAUGGUGCUAUUCAGCAAUACCUCCGCACUAUUGGGAAACUGGAGCCUUCUUAUGUCAUCCGUAAGUUCCUGGACGCUCAGCGGAUACACAACCUGACCGCCUACUUGCAGAUGCUCCACUUGCAAUCGCUGGCCAAUGCAGACCACACCACCCUGCUGCUGAACUGCUAUACCAAGCUGAAGGACAUCUCCAAGCUGGAGGAGUUCAUCAAGACCAGUGAGAGCGAGGUGCACUUUGACGUGGAGACAGCUAUCAAGGUACUUCGCCAGGCAGGCUGCUAUUCACAUGCUGUGUACCUGGCUGAGAAGCACAAGCACCACGAGUGGUACCUGAAGAUUCAGCUAGAAGAUAUCAAGAACUUCCAGGAGGCUCUGUGUUAUAUCGGCAAGCUUCCCUUCGAGCAGGCUGAGAGUAACAUGAAGCGCUACGGCAAGAUCCUCAUGCAUCACAUCCCCAAUGAAACCACUGAACUGCUGAAGAUACUCUGCACGGACUAUCGGCCAAUGAAAGAGCAAGAGGGUUCUGGCCUGCUGGUGGAGCGGAGGGCAAAUCCUGAUGAAUUCAUUCCCAUCUUUGCUAACAACCCCCGGGAGCUGAAGGCUUUCUUAGAACACAUGUCUGAGGUUCAGCCGGACUCUAAGCAGGGUGUAUAUGACACCCUAUUGGAGCUCCGUCUCCAGAACUGGGCCCACGAACAAGAUCCGCAGAUCAAAGAGAAGCUGCACAAUGAAACCAUUCUUUUGCUGAAGAGUGGAAAGUUCCAGGAUGUCUUUGACAAGGCCUUGGUCUUGUGCCAGAUGCAUAACUUCAAGGAUGGGAUCCUUUACCUCUACGAGCAGCACAAACUUUUCCAGCAGAUCAUGCAUUACCACAUGCAGAACGGGCAGUACCGGCAGGUGGUGGAGGUUUGCGAGCUGUACGGGGAACAAGAGGCCUGUCUUUGGGAACAAGCACUUGGCUACUUCGCCCACAAGGAGGAGGACUGCAAGGAGUACAUGGCGGCUGUGCUCGCACGCAUCGAAACCAAAAAUCUCAUGCCGCCUUUGCUGGUUGUUCAAACUUUGGCUCACAAUUCCACGGCCACCCUGUCCGUCAUUAAGGAUUAUCUCAUCAGCAAACUGCAGAGACAAAGUUGCCAGAUAGAGCAGGAUGAACAAAAGAUCCAGAAAUACCGGGAGGAGACCAAGCGGAUCCGCCACGAUAUUGAAGAACUGAAAACAAGUCCCAAAAUAUUCCAGAAGACAAAGUGCAGCAUCUGCACCAGUGCUCUGGAGCUGCCCUCGGUGCACUUCCUGUGCGGCCAUUCCUUCCAUCAGCACUGCUUUGAGAGCUACUCGGAGAGUGGGUCGGAGUGCCCCACAUGCCUUCCUGAAAACCGGAAAGUCAUGGACAUGAUCCGUGCCCAAGAGCAGAAACGAGACCUGCAUGACCAGUUCCAACACCAGCUGAAAUAUUCCAACGACAGCUUCUCUGUGGUUGCCGAUUAUUUUGGCCGUGGUGUUUUCAACAAACUCACCCUCAUCACAGACCUUCCUCCGAGCAAAUCGGCUGCAGCGCUCGAUGCAAGCUUGCAACGGGACCUGCUUGUCAAGACAAAGAGGAGCACCUAGAAGUCCUUUCAUCCAGAUGUGUUCACUUUGUGGAGCUGGGAACUGGCAAAGACAGAGUCCCGUUCAGCACAAACGCCCUGCCAGACAGAGGCGGGCGGGGAAGAAAUGUGACUCGGUUGGAGGGACAUUAAGCCCGCUUGCUUGCCUCGGCUCCUGGAUCUUUGCUCCUCCCCAGGACGGGAACCAGGCAGGGCCGGGGCGGGGAGGGGCAUGUGACCUUCUCUGGAAAAAACAGUCCGGCUGGGGCUUUGGCUCCAGGCCCUGUCUGGCUCUCAGGAGGGGCCUGAGCAGAACCUCUAGCCAGGCCUGCCAGAGCCACAACGGCAGCCUCAACCACCGCCUCAGAGAGUAAGAACUGGUGUGACUGCAUGACUGACUAAAGGGCGUUGCUUGCACCUGCCUCUGGGCCUUCUUUCACGUGGGCAGGGUGAGUUGAGGGUCCCGGGGCUGGAGGCUUGGCAACUAUAGGGCAGCUCGGGGGUGGCGGCCGGGGAAAUCUCACUGGGGCAAAGAUGUGCUUUCCCGGUGACCGCACAUGUGCUCAUGUUCAGCUUAUAGUCAGUCACUCACACAGUCACAGCCCUGGAAAAUUGCCACACUCCAAUCACUGAGGCACAAACAGCUCUGUAGAAUACAUGGAGACCCAGUUAAUUUAAAAUAACAGCAAACUUUACUGAUUACAAAGUAUAUCUCUUUGGGCACACACACACACACACACACACACACACACACACACACACACGCACGCGCGCGCGCGCUUCAGGACCCAUUUUAUCCCCCAAGGUCCUUGCUUUGUGGGUGGGGCUCAGGAAGGGGCUUUCCAUGUGCUCUGGCCCAACUUCCUUUGUCUGAUUUAGGUGACAUUUGUUUCUUUUGGUUCUUCAACAACUUGGUUCCUUCUUAGCUAUUUUCCCUGGGUGAGCUUUUCCUGGCUUUUGUUCACCUUGCUUAUGUGCUUGUUUCACCUUUAGGUAUGGUGGCUUAGACCUAGUCCCACACAUUCCUUCCCCGACAUCAAGUUAAAACAGCAGAUGCCACAAAAUGGGGCUCCCCCAUCAACAAACUCGGAGCAUUACAGUU